AUGGUCGUAUCAUCGGUGGCCAUGAGUAGCACACUCACGCAAAUGGUGGCCGCGGUAUGGGUGGCCACGGUGGUGAUGGGUAUUGGUGUGGGGGGCGUGGAGGGGGCGCUCGUCAACCCAUCGUUCAUCCCGCUGAGUAACAUCGUUGAUAACCUCCCUGUCGGCAAGCCCCCCGGGCUGGAGGAUGACCGCCCCGGCCCCGCCCUCUCCCCCGACGAGUUCGCAGCAGAGAUACCGACGGGGGAUUUCGUGGACGACGGGGGGGCGGGCGACCCCCUCGAGGAUCCCAGCGUCUUCCAGGGCGACAUUUGGUUCAAGGAUGAGGAGGAACGGCGCCUUAUGACGCAGGAGUACACUACGGGCAGCCCCCGCAAUGCGGUCCUGCAGCCCGACCGCCUGUGGCCCCACAAGGAGAUACCCUACGUCUUGUCCUCCACAUAUAACACCCAGCAACGGAUCCUGAUCUCGGCUGCCAUCAAGGAAAUCGAAAGCAAAUCCUGCGUUAGGUUUGUGCCUCGCAAGACACAGAAGGAUUACAUUCAUCUGUACAAGGGGGAGGGAUGCUCAAGUCAGAUCGGCAGGAUCCACAAGGACCAGGCUGUGUCCCUGGCCGACGCGUGUCUCAAGUUCGGCGUGAUCGUACACGAGCUCAUGCACGCGGUUGGCUUCUGGCACGAACAAUCCCGCUUUGAUCGUGACGAUUACAUCGUCAUCAACUGGCAUAACAUCCGCAGCGGCAUGGAACAUAACUUCAGGAAGUACCAGUGGGACUUUAUAUCCAACCUCUCCAUGCCUUACGACCUGGACUCCAUCAUGCACUACGGCCACUUCUCGUUCUCGACAGACCACAAGAGAGGACUUAAGACCAUUGAGCCUCUUGACGGAAAGAGCCUCAUAGGCCAGCGCCGGGGACUGUCCAAGGUGAUGGGGACUUGGAGGCUGGAGGGAGAGGGAUGCUCAAGUCAGAUCGGCAGGAUCCACAAGGACCAGGCUGUGUCCCUGGCCGACGCGUGCCUCAAGUUCGGCGUGGUCGUACACGAGCUCAUGCACGCGGUUGGCUUCUGGCACGAACAAUCCCGCUUUGAUCGUGACGAUUACAUCGUCAUCAACUGGCAUAACAUCCGCAGCGGCAUGGAUCAAUAUAUAUUUUUGACAUUAAGCCUCACGAAAACAUUUGCUGAAAUAAUGUGUGAACUAGCGCACUUAGUGCUGCUAGUGACUGUACUAGCGCUGCCAUCCAGCACGGUCGGUUUACUGCCGGGGGAGCGCAGUUCUGACCCACUUAAUGACAUCGCCGCCAUCUCCCACACCGACACAAACUUGAUGCACCUACCCAUCGGCAACUCCCCCCAGAUCAGCACGAUCAGCAGCAGAAAAUUCGUGGCCCACAUGGCGUGGUCCCGCCGGGCUGUGGUCCUGUGGGACACACGACACCGUGGGAGAUAA
Messenger RNA from Hyalella azteca, 1446 nucleotides. RefSeq names its product astacin-like metalloendopeptidase. Lineage: Eukaryota; Metazoa; Arthropoda; Malacostraca; Amphipoda; Hyalellidae. The coding region runs from base 1 to 1446 and encodes 481 amino acids. Gene Ontology annotation, molecular function: metalloendopeptidase activity; zinc ion binding. The transcript is spliced from 10 exons. The record is from RefSeq and is a predicted model, not a curated record. Gene Ontology annotation, biological process: proteolysis.